AUGUCCUACGAAUACCUUGACACCGUGCCAAAGACAAGAGUCUAUCACUCACCAUCCAAGCAACCGUCACUGGCUGCCAAUGAUAUUCUCAUCAUGAUUCCUGGUAACCCAGGACUAGUGGGGUACUAUAUCACUUUUCUUGACUACAUUCAAAGAGCAAUCCCACAAUUUGAGAUAUUUGGUAUGGAUUAUUUAGGUUUUGGUAAAUCAGAAAGCACAAAGCAGCAGCACAUCUACACCGUUGAGGAGCAAAUAAACCAUAAAUAUCAAGUCAUCAAGAAUAAAAUCGAACAGCAAUCCAUCAAACCAAACUUAUACUUUUUAGCUCACUCUUUGGGAGGUUUCAUUACUCAACGAACAGUCAAAAGGCUUUUAGAAGAUGAUGACUUGAGUGGUAAGUUUGAAGUGAAAUUUGUUGGAUUGAUCACACCCACAACCAACGACAUUGCUGGAUCUGAAUCAGGAACCAAGUUUACUAAGUUGAUCAAUGCAAGGAUUCCCGUGGUUGGUUUAGCCAUGACUUUUGGCACUAUGUGCUCGUAUAUCCCCGAAUCAGCACAACGAUACAUUCUCACUCGCCAUUGGGCACCACCAAAAGAAGUGAUUGAAGAAGGGUCCAACCAUGAAAAUGUUGGAUUGCAGCACUCGCUAGAAACCACUCUCGAACUCAUCAAUUCGCCCAGUGCGAUAAACCAAGCACUAAACAUGGCCAAGGAUGAAAUGAAGGUUAUUACCAACCUGGACGAUGUCAAUGAUUGGAUGUAUGUCAAUAAUCGUUUUGCAUUUAAAAACUGGUGCUUUUUCGCACAGCAAGACCAUUGGGUUUCAAAUAAAACGAGAAAUUAUUUGAUUUCGAAAUAUGGCAAUGUUGACCCGAGGAGAAACAAGUUUGAAAUUUGUGAAAAUGUUGAAAAUCCAAUCAAACAUGCCUUUGUUUUGAAUCAGAGCAAAGAAUUUGCUGAUAUUACAAUCAAUCGCAUUAAACAAGCAGAAAAAUGUUGGGAAGAAUUAAGUUAG
Molecule: messenger RNA, 1017 nt
Organism: Lodderomyces theae
Lineage: Eukaryota; Fungi; Ascomycota; Pichiomycetes; Serinales; Debaryomycetaceae
Exons: 1
Coding region: 1-1017 (338 amino acids)
Biological process (GO): lipid storage
Cellular component (GO): lipid droplet
Molecular function (GO): lipase activity
Source: RefSeq, a predicted model, not a curated record